UCGCAAUUUGUACUUCCGGUGCUUAAUGUUUCGCAACAAGGCUACAGGAAUCGAGUACACCCAGGCAUCACGUUUACAUAAAAGCAGUAAGUUUCCGAAUCAGUCCGCGUGUUUUGUAUUUAUACGCAGAGCUGGUAUUUAUGGCAAAGAGACGCGCUGAUGAAACCGCGCUCCACGACUCUCCCUCCAAAAAAUGCUACCGAUCACUUCACAGUGUUGACGUGCAGCUGCAGCGCAGGCUGCCGCCCCGGGGCGAGAGCCUGGCUCCGCCGCCUUUGCUGGCUUUGUUGGGCCGCCGCUGCGGAAAGAGGCCGCGUUGCUUCGAAGACACAGCCAAAGAUGAAACAGAGGCAGAAGCAGCAGCUCAUGGCGAAGUCGCUCACCGCGACGCUAGGGAACAUGUGGCAGAUGUUUCAACCGUGCAAACUUCUGGAAGUUUCGAGGAGACAUCCAGGACAUUCACAAGUCACAAGAAACGACACCGAGAGGACGCCGUGUGUCCAAACACCGUGUUUACAAAAGCUAAAGACGAAGUAAGUUCCGAUGCAGACACAAACACUGAAGACUGCACGUUUAACUCCUUCCAAUACUGGAGGGCCCCCCUGCCUGAACUCGACCUGUCGCUCCUCCAAGAUGCCUCCAGCCAUUCACAAGCAAACGACAAGGACGUCUCCUCUGAAGCCAUGGAGACCUGACGUUAACCAUCUGAUUGUCGCACAUGACUCGUCAGCAGCAUGUUGAGGUUGCUGGAAGUCCAUCCAGAUAAGAUGCAAAACUGUCAAGGUGGCGGUGGGAGACUGGCUCAGGUUGUAGUAAGGAAGUGAGCUGCACGCUGGUGCAAGUGAGAUGACUAAUGCAGCACCAAUGUGAGGAAUCUGUUCUACUACGGGGCAGUAGCAUGGUUUCAUUGUGUCCAUGUCCAUGAUUGAUGUACAAAUUAUGUUCUAAGUGGAGUUCAUGUAAAUGGGGUAAUAAAACUCCAUUCCUAUUGUUGUAAUUGUAUAAUAUUGUCGAGAAGUAUGGGAAGAGACCAUUUCAAUGUUUUUGUAUUUACAGUGAUGUCCUUUGUAGUAUUAGUUGUGUUUUUUAUGGUUUUUAUGCUGCACCCUGAGUGAGAAGGGUGCAGCGAUGCGUUCAGGGUUUAAAAAACACGUUAUGGAAGGUUCUCCUUUAUUGUAAGUCUCAUUACUGGGAUCUUGUCUGCAACGAUGGUGAAAUAACGUAUUCCUAUUUUUUAAAUUUGCUGUGAAUUAGACAUGUAUAUAAUUUAGGGGCUGCCGUGCCAUCAGUUCAUAUGUUGUGUGUUAAGACCAUGUUGUGAAUAAACCCGUACGUUUUGA
Messenger RNA from Betta splendens (Siamese fighting fish), 1340 nucleotides. RefSeq lists its product as uncharacterized. The transcript has 2 exons. NCBI's taxonomy places the organism in Eukaryota, Metazoa, Chordata, Actinopteri, Anabantiformes, Osphronemidae. The record is from RefSeq and is a predicted model, not a curated record. The coding region runs from base 141 to 695 and encodes 184 amino acids.